UAAAAUCCCUCCUCGGCUCCUCGUAUCUUUGCUAGGUGGCCGCCGCAGUACUCAGGCCAUCUCUCUCUCUCUCUCUCACCAUUUUAGAUAGAGAGAGAAAACCCAUAAACCCAAAAAUUUUGUAAACACAAAACGAUGUCAGCAAAGUGGCGAGCUUUACAACACAGACAUCGUUAUACAUACAGUGCCGUUAUAUUCCCUCAAUAUUACGUACAAAACUUAAAUCAAACAUCUUCCAGUCAUGUUUCUAACUGUAAGUCUUUUUACUCUCACUUGAAUCAAUUAGUCUCACUUAACUCUACUUAUGCUCAGCUUGCCCAUGUUAAAAAGCUAGCUCAAUCUUUCUCAGAAUUGAUUGCAUCAUCAAAUAGUGAUAAAGAUGGUAACUUCGUGUCUGUUGCUUCAAGAUUUUACAUGGAAAUACUUUUUCUUGAAAAUUCUUUGCCUUUACAUAAGACUUUACUUGGGGUUCUGGGGAAAGUUAAGAAUUUUCAUGGUGUUAUUGGGGAGUGUUUUAGAGUGCUCUGUGAGGAGUAUGGUGGGGAGAAUGGGAAAGGGAGGAGGUUUUGCGUGUCGAGGAGUGUUUUGUCUGUGAUGGGUUCGCCCAAGUUGGGGUAUUUGGCGGGGGUUGUGGAGGAAUGUGGGGUUUUGGUGGGGUUGGAUAUUGUGUCGGGUUUGAAAGGUGUGAUCUUGGAGACUAUUGACGGGUCUAGGCCUUCGCCUAUUGUUAUGGAACAAUGUCAAGAGAGUUUGUCUUGUAUGUACUACUUGCUUCAGAAGUUUCCCUCCAAGUUUAGUGACGGUGCCGAAGUGAAGGAUGAAAAUGGGGUUUUGGAGAUGAUUGUGACUGUAAUUUUGAGUCUUUUGAAAUCAUCCGCGUUUUCGAGGGAUUGCUUGGUUGCAGCUGGUGUCAGCUUUUGUGCUGCUUUACAAGUGUGUCUUAAGCCUGAUGAGCUUGGUUUGGCCAUAGUUCGAGGAAUAUUUUGUGAGAAUUUUGAUUAUGGUUCUGAUAGUGAAUUGAUAGAUGUGACUAAGAAGAUUGCAUAUGAGGGGAAUUUGUUUACUGAAAUCGAUGAAUUUCCCAUUUUAAAUAGAAUUUGCUUGAUAAGAGGAAUACUUACAGCUGUCUCAAGAACAGUACUGAAUACACCGUUUGUUGUACCCAAGGAUGGGUCGACGAGUUUUCAUACAAUUCUUUAUGAUGGGAUUUUACCAGAAUUGUGCAACUACUGUGAGAAUCCCAUUGAUAGUCAUUUCAACUUCCAUGCAUUGACAGUAAUGCAAAUCUGUUUACAGCAGGUAAAAACAUGUAUACAAGCUAAUCCCAGUGAACUGACUGAAAAUGAUGACCUGAUUUCAGAAGAGAUGGGAACUAGAAUUUUGAGGAUCAUAUGGAAUAAUCUAGAAGAUACACUAAGUCAAACAGUGAAGCAAGUUCAUCUUAUAUUUGAUCUCUUUUUAGACAUUCAGUCCAGCCUUAAUUGGGCUGAGGGUAGUGAUAGAAUCAAAAAAUUCCUGCGCAACAUUGCGUCUGACCUCCUUCGUCUGGGUCCACGUUGCAAGGGAAGAUAUGUUCCUCUAGCUUCCCUGACCAGAAGGUUGGGAGCAAUGACUAUUUUAGAUAUCAAUCCUGACCUGUUGUUUGAAACAUCAAGAGCGUAUGUUGAUGAUGAUGUCUGCUGUGCUGUCACUGCAUUUUUGAAGUGUUUUCUCGAGUGCUUACGUGAUGAGUGUUGGAGUAAAUAUGGUGUGGAAAGUGGGUAUAUAAGAUAUAGAUCUCAUUGCUUGCAUCCAUUUUUGUAUGGACUUGCUUCUGGAAUUCCAAAGCUCCGCUCAAAUCUAAACACCUAUGCUUUACCAGUGUUGCUUGAAGUAGAUGUGGAUAGCAUCUUUCCCAUGCUAUCAAUUUCGGUUGGUCAAUGUGGAGAAAGCGACAAGCUGCUCUUUCCUGACCUCGAUAUUGCACAUAGGAAACUUACAGUUGAACAACAAGUAGCUGUUUUAAUUUCAAUACUCAAGGUCUCUCGUUCACUUGCUUUGAUAGAAGGGGAUAUAGAUUGGUGUGAGUACACAUCAGUAUCCCAGGAAGACUUUGCUAAGAAGACUGAAAAAGAUAAUCGCUAUGCCACCGUGUGUGUGAAGGGUAUAAGUAUCAAAUUCCUGGUGACGUGGCUGAUAUUGGCUCUGACUCAUGUUGAUGAGUCACUCCGUGUAGAUGCAGCAGAAUCUUUGUUUUUAAACCCAAAGACAUCAAGCCUGCCAUCCUCUUUGGAGCUUAGCCUGAUGAAAGAAGCAGUGCUAUUAAAUAUGAGGUGUUGCUCAACGGCAUUUCAGAUGAAGUUGACUAGCUUGUUUAGGAAAUUCUUUUCUCGAGUUCGAACAGCACUGGAAAGACAAUUAAAGCAGGGAAUAUGGCGACCUGUUGCAUCAAAAGAUAAUAAAGAUAUCUAUCCUUGCAAAACAAUUGAUAAAUCUGUGACUGAUAGAGCAGAGGAUCUUUUCCAAUUUAUGAAGUGGUUGGGUAACUUCUUAUAUUUCUCAGUUUAUCCUUCGGCACCAUAUGAGCGGAAAAUAAUGGCAAUGGAUCUUAUGUUGAUAAUGAACAAUGCUUGGUCUAUUGUGCUUCCUUUGCAAGAUCAGUGUGAUCCCACCUCUUCUGAAACAGUUCUUAGUCCUUACAGUAAAGCAUUUACUUCACCUGAAUCUACCUUGCUCUUAGUUGGUUCAAUAGUUGACAGCUGGGAUCGGCUGAGAGAGAAUUCCUUCCGCAUAUUGUUGCACUUCCCUUCUCCACUUCCUGGAAUUUCAUCUCCAGAGAUGAUCCGGAGAGUGAUUAUAUGGGCCAAGAAAUUAGUUUGCAGUCCACGUGUUAGGGAAAGUGAUGCUGGAGCUUUGACGAUGCGGCUUAUGUUUAAAAUAUAUGUUUUGGAGCUCGGGUGGAUUAUAAAGGUCUCAUCCAAUCUAGUUUAUUUCCAUCCACGGUCCGAACUACUCAAUGGGGAUAAUCUAAAUGGUACAUGUAGCUCUGCUACAAUAGAAUAUGUAAACUCUCUGAUUGACUGGUUGCGUGUUGUUGUGGAGGUUGGAGAGAAGGACCUUUCUGAAGCUUGCAAGAAUAGCUUUGUUCAUGGGAUACUUCUUACUCUUCGUUAUACAUUUGAGGAAUUGGAUUGGAACUCCAGUGUAGUUUUAUGUAAUCUCCCUGAGAUGAAGCAUGCACUGGAGAAGCUCUUAGACCUAGUAAUGCGGAUAACCACAUUGGCUCUUUGGGUGGUUUCAGCAGAUGCUUUGCACUUGCCUGAGGACAUGGAUGAGAUGAUGGAUGAUGAUGUUCUUUUGUUGGAUGCUUCUGUGGAGAUGGAUGUAGCUGUCAAUGUGUUAGAAAACGAGGUUAAAAACCCAGAACUGACGAGGGUUGUUGGUCCAUCCGAACAGAUUGUAAUGGUUGGCUGCUGGCUCGCAAUGAAGGAGGUGAGCCUCCUGCUGGGAACCAUCAUAAGGAAAAUUCCAUUACUUACUUCCGAUAUGUCAAAGUCAGUGGUGCCAGUUUAUGAUGACACUGAUGCUGUAGAAGUGACUUCUUAUGUCAUGCUUGAUUUGAAGCAAUUGGAAAGGAUUGGAAACCAUUUUCUGGAUGUCCUUCUAAAAAUGAAGCAUAAUGGAGCUAUUGACAAGACAAGAGCGGGAUUUACUGCUCUUUGCAACCGUCUGCUUUGUUCAAACGAUCCAAGACUUGUCAAAUUAACGGAAUCUUGGAUGGAGCAACUAAUGGAAAGAAUAGUCGCCAAGGGACAAACCGUAGAUGACUUACUACGGAGAAGUGCAGGUAUUCCUGCUGCAUUCAUUGCUUUUUUUCUCUCGGAACCAGAAGGUACCCCAAAGAGGCUCCUCCCUAGGGCAUUAAGGUGGCUAAUAGACAUAGCUAAGAGACCUUUGCUUGAUGAAGAUGAAGCAGAGCCUUCUGCUAGCAACACAAACAACUAUUCUCUAGAAGAGUCUUGCCAAAAAACUUCAUCCACAGAGCCAUCUCACUUAUGUGAAAAUGACAGAAUUUCAAAGAAGCGUGAUGAAGGUGUAAUUCCCACUGUGCAUGCCUUCAAUGUCCUGAAAGCUGCUUUCAAUGACACCAAUUUAGCGACUGAUACAUCAGGUUUCAGUGCUGAAGCUUUGAUCACCUCAAUACGUUCUUUCUCUUCUUCGUACUGGGAGGUCAGAAAUAGUGCAUGCCUCGCAUUCACUGCCUUGAUUCGCCGCAUGAUUGGAUUUCUGAAUGUACACGUGCGAGCAUCUGGAAGGCGAGCAAUAACUGGACUGGAAUUUUUUCAUAGGUAUCCGUCAUUGCACCCGUUUUUAAUUGGUGAACUGAAAGUUGCAACUAGGCUGCUUAGUGGUAGUUCCGGAGAUUUAGGAUCCAACUUGGCUAGUGUUGUGCAUCCAAGCUUGUGGCCAAUGCUUAUUCUUUUGUCUCGUCUUAAGCCUUCUCCUGUGACAAGUGAAAUUGAUGAUCCACUUGACCCUUUCCUAUUUAUGCCAUUUAUAAGGAGGUGCUCGACUCAAAGCAAUUUACGUGUUCGUGUUCUUGCAGCAAAAUCUUUAAUGGGUCUGAUAUCUGAUGACAAGUUGCCAACAGUGCUGCUCAAUAUUGCCUCUGAACUACCUCGUAUAGGGAACCAAAUGGUUGUUUCUCCGGACUCAUUUGUUUCUUCCAACGUAACAAGUGGAACUGAUUCUUUUUCAUGUAAUUCAGUUCAUGGUAUGCUGUUACAGCUGAGCUCCCUGUUGGAUAACAAUUGUAGAAAUCUAACUGACUUUUCAAAAAGAGAUCAGAUACUUUAUGACCUGAUUCAAGUUCUGGAAUUGUGUUCUUGGAUCGGAAACCCUAGAUUAUGUCGUUGUCCUCUCCUCAAUGAAUGUUUCCUAAGGGUUUUAGAUAAUAUGCUCAGUAUUGCAAGGACAUGGCAUACAAGCCAAAGCAUGGGAGCUAUCUGGAAGCUCCUUUGGGAGUUAUCUUCACAGUGUUUAGAUUCGAAUGCAUCUCGUGGGGUGUCUUAUUAUGAUCCAACCAGUGCAGAACUACGCAAACAGGCAUCAUUUUCUUAUUUUAAUUGUGUUUUUCAGGCAUCCAAAGAUCCCCCUGAAGAUGAUAUUAAGAUGCCAAACAUGAGAUCUCCACCAUCGAUAUCCAUGUCAAUUGUUGGAUCUAAAAUGGAUGAUGCUUGUUUUGCUGACUUCCAUAAGAGACUGAUAUCCUCCAUGUCAGAUGAAUCAUAUGAAGUACGAAUUGCAACAUUUAAAUGGCUUCUUCAGUUCCUUAAGGCCUCAGAAUUUGCUAGUGAGCCAAGUGCACUGUCUUCUUACCAUAGUAGCAUAAUAAACUGGACAAAUGCUAAUCUCCAUGCAACACUGAUGAAUCUUUUAGCAGGGGAGAAGAAUCGUAGAUGUAUCUAUUACAUUCUGAAAAAUCUUUUCACUUGGAAUUCACUCAAAUAUCGGAAAUUAAACUGUCAACAAUGCAUGGGCAUGACAUUUGCUGGUAAUAUGGACACUAAUUCAUUGUUCCGGUUUUGGGACAAGUUGGUUGAUUUAUGCAAGCAAACAAGGCAUGCAAAGACUCGAGAAACUCUCGUCUGUUGUAUGGGAACAUGUGUAAAGAGGUUUGCGAAUAUGGUUACAAAUACUCUUCUACAGAACGUAGUUAAAAAAUCAGUUGAUCUUAUUGAGGCUGAUCAAUGUGAAAGUGUGUCCUACUUAUAUGGUUGCAUAAGUUAUUACAUCAACAUAAUCGAACAGUACAGUGACUCAUCACAGCCUGUUAACAUGCGGAGAGCAGCUUCAGAAUCGAUUAUUGCAUCUGGAUUGCUGGAUCAAGCUGUCCUUGUUGGUCCAUGGGUCUGUAACAAGCAAAUUCUGGUAGAUCAGUGUCCUGAGUUCGAAAUAAGAGAUGCUACCAACAUAUAUGCUCAUAAAAUAUUAAGUCUAUGGUUGACAUGCAUAACUCUUCUGGAGGAUGAGGAUAUCGGCCUCAGAAGCAAGCUUGCCAUGGAAGUCCAGAAAUCCUGUACUUCAACAACCUCGGAUAGAAACUUUCAGGCUACAGAGGUACCAAGCCAAGUGGACAAAGUAAUUCAUUUAUGUUUUGAUCAUCUGUCCUCUGUUUUUGGUCACUGGCUCAACUACUUUAGUUAUCUAGCUCAGUGGACUCUGAAAUCAGCAAAUAAUGUUGUCGGAUCUCAAGGGGAUCUUGUUAAACGAGUUUUUGACAAAGAGAUUGACAACCACCAUGAAGAGAAGUUGUUAAUAUGCCAGAUUUGUUGUUUCCAUUUAGAGAAGCUUCCAGUUUUAAAACCUUCGGCUACAGGUUUCUCUGAGAUGGCAAGUUUUUUGCAAGACUGGAGAAUGAAAUUUGGUCAACAGUUGAUAAUAUAUACCAACACUUAUAUCGGCAAUCAUGGAGGAACUGAGUGGAUUGGUGGUGUUGGUAACCACAAGGAUGCAUUUUUGCCUGUAUAUGUGAACCUACUUGCAUUUUAUUCCUUAUCAAAAUGCAUAUUCACCGGUGAUUAUUCGGACAAAGUGUCCCUUCUAUCCGAACUUGAAGAACUUGGAGGGGCUAUUAAACCAUUUCUCAGCAAUCCCUUUAUAAGUAAUCUGUAUUCUUUGGUGGUCAAGUCCCAUGAACACAUGAUCGGUGCAAAUGUCGGCUCUUUUUAUGAAAGGGAAGAUGAUUCCCUCUGGGUAGGUUUUGAUCCUUACUUCUUAAUAAGGUGAAGAAUAGUAAUACAUUUGACAUGGUAUACUAGGAUGGUCUAAUGCUUGUUUACUGCGAUUCAUGUUAUAUCUAUAUUAUAUUUACCAUUUUUCAUUUUUUA
Daucus carota subsp. sativus is the source of this 6869-nucleotide messenger RNA. RefSeq lists its product as uncharacterized. Gene Ontology annotation, cellular component: cytosol. Gene Ontology annotation, biological process: tRNA methylation. The coding region runs from base 136 to 6768 and encodes 2210 amino acids. The transcript is spliced from 4 exons. Lineage: Eukaryota; Viridiplantae; Streptophyta; Magnoliopsida; Apiales; Apiaceae. The record is from RefSeq and is a predicted model, not a curated record.